ACUGAGUUCCAAGGCCCAAAGGCUUGUGGGCAGGGGUGCUGGCCCAUCUCCAACCCAAGGACUGAAGAGCUCCUGAAAAGGACACGUUGUAUCGAGGACCCGAGACACUCCAAUUGCUGACCCCCAAGGCCAGGACAAGGGGCAGGAGGUGUUCCAGGAGGUCACACUCGGCCAUCCAGGAGGUCAAGGAAGGCCCCGGCCUGGCUUGGGUGCUAUCCACGCCGCCAGGCCACCAUGGUCCUUGGCUGGCCACUGCUUCUGGCGUUGGUUCUUUGCCCAGGUGCGACAGGCAUCAAGGACUGCGUCUUCUGCGAGCUGACUGACUCCGCUCGGUGCCCGGGCACACACAUGCGCUGUGGGGAUGACGAAGAUUGCUUCAUAGGCCACGGAGUAGCCCAGGGUGUGGGACCCAUCAUCAACAAAGGCUGCGUGCACUCCACCAGCUGUGGUCGCGAGGAGCCCAUCAGCUACAUGGGCCUCACCUACAGCCUCACCACCACCUGCUGUUCUGGUCACCUCUGCAAUAGGGGCGCUGGCCUUUCCACAGGGGCUACCAGCCUGUCAGUGGGUCUGCAGCUGCUCCUGGGCCUGUUGCUGCUGCUUCAAUACUGGCCGUGAUCCACAAGAACUGCAGGGCCUAGGGCUGUGCCCUGGGCCUCCGCCUUCAUCCCUUUCCCCCAUUAAAUGGCCAGAGGCGCAGUCUA
Messenger RNA from Mus pahari (shrew mouse), 704 nucleotides. RefSeq names its product sperm acrosome associated 4 (gene Spaca4). The transcript has a single exon. NCBI's taxonomy places the organism in Eukaryota, Metazoa, Chordata, Mammalia, Rodentia, Muridae. The coding region runs from base 235 to 618 and encodes 127 amino acids. The record is from RefSeq and is a predicted model, not a curated record.